Chinchilla lanigera (long-tailed chinchilla) is the source of this 2720-nucleotide messenger RNA. It is a transcript of the gene Hbp1, whose product is annotated as HMG-box transcription factor 1. Gene Ontology annotation, biological process: regulation of transcription by RNA polymerase II. Gene Ontology annotation, molecular function: RNA polymerase II cis-regulatory region sequence-specific DNA binding; DNA-binding transcription factor activity, RNA polymerase II-specific; RNA binding. The transcript has 11 exons. The coding region runs from base 80 to 1654 and encodes 524 amino acids. Lineage: Eukaryota; Metazoa; Chordata; Mammalia; Rodentia; Chinchillidae. The record is from RefSeq and is a predicted model, not a curated record. Gene Ontology annotation, cellular component: nucleus.
GGGCGCAAGAGCUGGCAGGAGGUCCAACCCCCUAGGGGGUUGAAAGGGAGGGGGAAGACGAAGCUUGAAAGACUUGGUAAUGGCGACGGGUUUGUCAGAGCACCAUAACAUGGUGUGGGAAGUGAAGACAAACCAGAUGCCUAAUGCAGUACAGAAACUCCUGCUGGUGAUGGACAAGAGAACGCCGGGAAUGAACGACUCCCUGGAGUUGCUGCAGUGUAAUGAGAACCUGCCAUCCUCACCUGGGUACAACUCCUGUGAUGAGCACAUGGAGCUUGAUGACCUCCCUGAACUUCAGGCUGUUCAAAGUGAUCCUACCCAGUCUGCCAUAUACCAGCUAAGUUCAGAUGUUUCACAUCAAGAGUAUCCAAGAUCAUCUUGGAACCAGAAUACCUCAGACAUAUCGGAAAAUACUUACCAUGAAAAUGAGGUCGAUUGGCUGACAGAAUUAGCAAAUAUUGCCACCAGUCCACAAAGCCCGCUCAUGCAGUGCUCAUUUUACAACAGAUCAUCUCCUGUACACAUCAUUGCUACAAGCAAAAGUUUACAUUCCUAUGCACGCCCCCCACCAGUGUCCUCCUCUUCAAAGAGUGAGCCAGCCUUCCCUCAUCACCACUGGAAGGAGGAAACACCAGUGAGACACGAGAGGGCAAACAGUGAGUCAGAAUCUGGCAUUUUCUGCAUGUCCUCCCUAUCAGAUGACGAUGACUUGGGAUGGUGCAAUUCCUGGCCCUCAACUGUCUGGCACUGUUUUUUAAAAGGCACACGACUGUGCUUUCAUAAGGGAAGCAAUAAGGAAUGGCAAGAUGCAGAAGAUUUUGCUAGAGCCGAAGGCUGUGAUAAUGAGGAAGAUCUCCAAAUGGGCACUCAUAAGGGCUAUGGUUCUGAUGGUCUGAAGUUGUUAUCACAUGAAGAGAGUGUAUCAUUUGGUGAAUCUGUGCUGAAGUUGACUUUUGAUCCUGGCACAGUAGAAGAUGGUUUACUUACAGUAGAGUGUAAGCUGGACCACCCUUUCUAUGUUAAAAAUAAAGGUUGGUCCUCAUUCUACCCAAGCUUGACUGUGGUGCAGCAUGGCAUUCCAUGCUGUGAGAUCCAUAUUGGCGAUGUCUGUCUACCUCCCGGACACCCCGAUGCCAUUAAUUUUGAUGAUUCAGGUGUUUUUGAUACAUUUAAAAGCUAUGACUUCACACCUAUGGAUUCUUCUGCAGUUUACGUGUUGAGUAGUAUGGCUCGUCAGCGUCGUGCAUCUUUGUCUUGUGGAGGACCUAGUGGUCAAGACUUUGCAGGAUCUGGAUUCAGUAAAAAUUGUGGCUCGCCUGGACCGUCACAGCUCUCUUCCAGUUCUUUGUAUGCUAAAGCUGUCAAAAACCACAGCUCAGGGACUGUGAGUGCCACUUCUCCUAAUAAGUGUAAAAGACCAAUGAAUGCCUUCAUGCUUUUUGCCAAAAAGUACAGAGUUGAAUAUACUCAGAUGUAUCCAGGGAAAGAUAACAGAGCCAUAAGUGUGAUCCUCGGUGACAGGUGGAAGAAAAUGAAGAAUGAAGAGAGGAGGAUGUACACAUUAGAAGCGAAGGCUUUGGCUGAAGAACAAAAACGUUUAAAUCCUGACUGUUGGAAAAGGAAAAGAACCAAUUCAGGCUCACAACAACAUUAAACCAGGAUGCUAUGUUCUUAAGUCUGUAGUUGCAUAAACGUUGACUCUUGAUGGAAAGGCUUAAGAAGAUCAAAGUCUCACUGUUGGUCCUGAAUUCGUGUGACCAUAAGAUACUGAUAGCAUUGAGUCUUGAAAUGAUUUAAUAAUAUGAGUGAGGAUUUGCUUUCUCCAUUAGAGCAUUAAGUAUGCUAAAACUAUCAACAUUGUAAACCAAAUUGCCUUAUUUCCUUCCAACCUUCAUAUAUGUCUAUCAGGUAAUAUAGGCUUGAAAAUUGAUAUCCUGUGGUGCUAAAGUACAGUAGAAAGAGACAAAGUGUAUACAUGUUUAUUUUAAAUUGUACGAAGGGGAAUUUAAAGACAUGUAACUGCUGUUUAUACAUUGGCUCCUUACUGCUUAUUAAUCCGUAUGUAUACAUGAUGGAAAGAAGCAGAAGCUGGGAGUCGGGCUUUCACGAGCACCUACCACACGGCCCAGCAUCUGUGCCAAACACAGGCCCUGUCAGGCUGGCCAGUGCCAAGAGACUACAGAACAUGCGGCAGGUGGACGGUGUCGCUGUCCCAGCGAGAAGAGCCACCUGCUGCAGUUGCUGGCGGCAUGCUGAGUUUUUGCACCAGGUGGCAGCACUAGUCCAUUAUUUCCAAUGGAGACCAGCCCGGGCCGAGAUAAAGUUAGUUAAUAGCAUUGGGAUAUAGUCACUGCAAUGGUGCUAUUAACAGUCGACACCCUUGUAUUUUUUAACUUUGUGUCCUGUAUCCUCAGCCACGUAUCUUAAACAUAUUUUGUCAUCGUAUCUUUAUGGUGGGGGCAGUCUUUGCACUUAUUGCAGUGCAACACUUGCACUUUACUUUUCCUCCAACUGUCUAAAAUUAGAGCAAAGACAUUGGCAAUACAGCUGCUUUUGCUCUAAGCUACAAUCAUGGCUUUCAUGUUACUUACCAAGUGGUGUUCUGGUUAGGAAUCACAGCUGUAAAAUUGAUUUCAGUUCAUUACACUUCAUGAUGUUGCCCCUCAAUUUUGCACACUAUAUUCUUGUAUAUUAUUUCAAAUAAAAUGAAAAAAAGUUUA